This is a messenger RNA of Dermacentor albipictus, 5964 nucleotides long. RefSeq names its product dual oxidase (gene Duox). The record is from RefSeq and is a predicted model, not a curated record. Gene Ontology annotation, molecular function: calcium ion binding; peroxidase activity; heme binding. Gene Ontology annotation, biological process: response to oxidative stress. NCBI's taxonomy places the organism in Eukaryota, Metazoa, Arthropoda, Arachnida, Ixodida, Ixodidae.
GCGCCGUGCGCAGGAAUGUCAGCACCAGUGACGCGCAACCCCGUCACGGAAGGCAAGGGCGGGCUGGCGCAUGCGCACAGUCCCGGCCGCCGUCACCUGUGGCCACCUGUCGAGAGGGACGGAGCCGCCGCCGGCCAGACCUGUUUCAGCGUGCGCCUGGUGCAGCCGAGUGCGUGCGUGCACGUCCCGACAACGAUGGGACGAGCCAGCCGGACGAGCGUUGUUGUGCUUUGGAUACUCACGGCGCUUCGAGUCCGCUGCCAGGACGGCUUUCCACUUUCUACUAUGCUGGGUACAAAGACGCAUUCAAGCCUCCUUAAGCCAUUCUGUCCGCAUGAGCCGUCGUCUUCUCGCAUGCACAUCGAGAAGCAGCGCUACGAUGGCUGGUACAACAACCUGGCGCACCAGGACUGGGGAGCUGUCGAGAGCCAGCUGGUGCGCAAGGCGCCUUCCUCGUACGCGGACGGCGUCUACAUGAUCGCCGAGGGGCGGCCGAGCGCGCGCUCCCUGAGCCAGGAGCUGUUCAAGGGGGAGGACGGGCUGCCUUCCUCCAGGAACGUCACGGUGCUCUUCGUCUUCUUCGGCCAGGUGAUUUCAUCGGAAAUCUUGAUGGCGAGUGAGCCAGGCUGCCCCAUCGAGUUUCACCGGAUUCCUAUCAGCCGCUGUGAUGAAAUGUACGACAGCAAGUGCACGGGCCAACGGUACAUGCCCUUCCACCGGGCCCACUACGAUGCCAAGACGGGACAGUCACCGAACAACCCCAGGGAACAGACGAACCUGGCAACUAGCUGGCUCGACGCCUCGUACGUGUACAGCACCAGCGAGACGUGGGCCAACACUAUGCGCUCGUUUGAGAACGGCACCUUCCGCGUCGCCGAAGAUGGUCUGCCGCCCAAGAACAAGGAGCGAGUGCCGCUGUUCAACUCACCCCCGGCGCGCUACCUGGGCGUCAUGAACCCGGAGCGCAUGUUCAUUUUGGGCGAUCCGCGGACCAACCAGAACCCGGGCCUGUUGGCGUUUGGCAUUCUCUUUUUCCGCUACCACAACGUGCAUGCCUUGCGUAUUAAGGCUGAGCACCCGGACUGGACGGACGAAGAUAUUUUCCUUCAUGCCAGGAGGCACGUCACUGCGGCUCUGCAGAACGUCAUCAUGUACGAGUACGUGCCGGUGCUGUUGGGCGAAAAUGUCACUGAGUACACAGGAUACAAACCGGAUGUGCAUCCGGGCAUCAGCCACGAGUUCCAGGCAGCCGCUUUCCGGUUCCCCCAUACAUCCAUUCCACCUGGCAUCUAUCGCAGAGAUGGCUCUUGCCGUUUCCUUGAUACGAAGAAUGGCUUCAAAGCCUUGCGGUUGUGCUCCACCUGGUGGCUUUCCGAGGAAGUGCUGCCUGCUUCUGGCAUCGACGAGCUUAUCCUGGGAAUGGCGUCUCAAAUUGCCGAGAAAGAAGACCACAUCCUGUGCUCGGACGUAAGGGACAAGCUGUUCGGGCCUGUGGAGUUUACGCGUCGUGACCUUGCGGCAUUGGACAUUAUGCGGGGCCGGGACAAUGGUCUUCCAGACUACAACACAGUACGCCGUCACCUGGGUUUGCCACCGAUCACCAAUUGGACGCAGAUCAACGAGAAACUCGCGCACUCAAACCCGGAGCUCUUCGACAAGCUUCGCAUGCUGUACCGCGACCAACUGGACAAGGUGGACCUGUUCGUGGGCGGCAUGCUGGAGUCUGACGAAGGUCGCCCCGGCCCGCUUUUCCGCAAAAUUAUCCGGGAGCAGUUCGAGCGCCUCCGGGAUGCCGAUCGCUUCUGGUUUGAGAACUGGCAAAGCGGGAUGUUCUCGACGAAAGAAAUCGAAGGCAUCCGGAAGAUUCGCAUGUACGACAUCAUUCUCGCAGCCACGGAUAUAAAGCCGCACGAGAUACAGAAGGACGUUUUCUUCCACGUCAAAGGUGACCCGUGCCCACAGCCGCAGCAGAUAAACAGCUCCGUGCUGGAACCCUGCAUGAUCUUGGAUGGCUGGGACUAUUUCAGGGGCAACGAGGUGGCCUACAUCUAUUCCUGUCUCAUUCUGGCCUUUAUACCGAUAAUAUGUGCGGGUCUUGGUUAUGGUGUCAUAAAGCUCCAAAACAAGAGACGACGGAUCAUCAAGGCGAAGAAAGAGAUGGCAAUUGGGAAAAACUACGACAAAUUAUAUGUCAAAGAAUGGCUGCACCAGAACCACAAGCGGUUUGUCAAGGUCAAGAUUGGGCCAGAUGAGUCUCUAUCCACGGUGAAUCGAAAGGGCGAAAUCCUACGGAAAGUCGAUUUCAAGUCUGUCUCAGCCCUUGUAGUAGAGGUCACCACAGACAUGGCAAAGAAGCCCAUGUGUCUUGUGCGGUCACCGAGAGACCAUGAUCUGGUUCUUCAGUUCGACAGCGUCCACUCUCGUAAAAAGUUCCUGAAUAAACUGGAAAGCUUCCUGGUGAACCGGAAGAAAACGCUGGAGAGCAUCAAUACUACUCGCGACACGAUGCUAGCCAACGCCGAGACGAAGGAGAAGCGCCAAAAGCGACUCGAGCACUUCUUCCGAGAAGCAUACGCACUCACGUUCGGGUUAAAGCCGGGUGAGAAGAGGAAGCUCGAGGAAGUUGGCAACGACGUCAUAAUGGUCAUGCGAACGUCGCUGUCGAAACAAGAGUUCGCCGAAGCUCUUGGUAUGAAGCCAGACUCUCUGUUUGUAAAGCAAAUGUUCAACUGCGUCGACAAAGACAAAGACGGUCGGAUAAGCUUCCAAGAGUUCCUGGACACGGUGGUGCUCUUUACAAGAGGUAAGAGCGACGACAAACUCCGCAUCAUCUUUGACAUGUGCGACAACAGCGGCGACGGAAUGAUCCAAAAGCAGGAGCUGACGCGCAUGCUGCGCUCUCUGGUGGACAUCGCCAAGACUAAUUCGCUCAGCGAGUACGAGACGAGGGACAUCAUCAGGGGCAUGUACGCCUCCGCGGGUCUGGACAACUGCGACUCGCUCAGCUAUGAGGACUUCAAGAAGAUGAUGAAGGAACAUCGUGGCGACGUCAUCGCCAUCGGCUUAGAUUGCAAAGGUGCUAAUCAAAACUUCCUGGACACAUCAUCGAAUGUUGCGAGGAUGACAAGUUUUCAAAUAAACCAGCCUACGGAGGACCCCCCCUCUUGGACCGUCCACAAAUGGAACCAAGUGACUACGUUCCUCGAAGAGAACCGGCAACACGUAUUCUAUUUGUUUGUCUUCUACGUGGUCACCAUUGUGUUAUUCGUCGAGAGAUUUAUCUACUACUCCUACAUGUCGGAACACAUGGACCUGCGGCACGUGAUGGGAGUCGGUAUCGCCAUCACACGAGGAUCAGCGGCUUCACUCUCCUUCUGCUACUCGCUCCUGCUGCUCACCAUGUGUCGCAAUCUGAUCACCAAGAUCCGCGAGCUGCCUCUGCAGCAGUACAUGCCGCUCGACUCGCAUGUGCAGUUUCACAAGAUCGUCGCCCUGACAGCGCUUUUCUUCAGCCUGGUGCACACCGUUGGACACUACAUAAAUUUCUACCACGUCUCUACGCAGCCAGCGGAGCAUCUACGGUGCAUGACGAAAGAAAUGCAUUUCGACUCCGACUUCAAGUCAACGAUCACCUUCUGGGUAUUUCAGACAGUGACCGGUAUCACAGGUGUACUGCUGUUCAUUGUGAUGUGCGUCAUAUUUAUCUUCGCACAUCCGAAAAUCCGGCAAAAGGCGUACAGCUACUUUUGGAUGACGCACAGUCUUUACAUUCUCCUUUACGUCCUCUGCUUGCUGCAUGGGCAGGCUAAACUUACAGGUUCGCCUCGUUUUUGGAUGUUCUUCAUUGGUCCAGCCAUUGUGUUCACAUUGGACAAAGUUGUCAGCCUUCAGACAAAAUACAUGGAACUGGACAUUCUGGACACUGAGCUUCUGCCAUCAGACGUCACCCGCGUGAAGUUCACGCGGCCGCCCAACUUCAAGUACCUGUCGGGACAGUGGGUGCGGCUCAGCUGCACGGGCUUCAGGGCCAACGAGUACCACUCUCUGACUCUCACGUCGGCGCCGCACGAGAACUACCUGUCCGUGCACGUGAAAGCGCAGGGACCCUGGACGUGGAAACUGCGCAACUACUUUGACCCCAGCAAUCUUCACGAGAGCAUGUUGCCCAAGGUGCGGUUGGAGGGGCCGUUCGGCGGAGGCAACCAGGACUGGUACAAGUUUGAGAUCGCCGUCAUGGUUGGCGGAGGCAUCGGCGUCACGCCGUACGCCUCGAUACUCAAUGACCUGGUCUUCGGCACUUCCACCAACCGCUACUCGGGAGUCGCCUGCAAGAAGGUAUACUUCAUGUGGAUAUGUCCCUCGCAUCGGCACUUCGAGUGGUUCAUCGACGUUCUCAGGGAUGUAGAAAGGAAGGACGUGACAAAUGUUCUGGAAAUCCAUAUCUUUAUAACACAGUUUUUCCAUAAGUUUGACCUGAGGACCACUAUGCUGUACAUUUGUGAGAACCACUUCCAGAGGGUCUCUAACAGGAGUAUGUUCACCGGUCUAAAGGCCAUAAAUCAUUUUGGAAGGCCCGACAUGUCUGCCUUCCUGAAGUUCGUGCAGCAGCAGCACUCUUAUGUGAGCAAGGUGGGCGUGUUCAGCUGCGGGCCUUCUGCUCUCACGAAAAGUGUGAGCUCCGCUUGCGAGACGGUGAACAACAGCCGCAAGCUGCCGUACUUCAUACACCACUACGAGAACUUCUGACCAGUGCGCGCCAGGCACUGGCGCCAUACUGCCAAAAAUGAAGCCAACUGUGAUGAUGAGGACAGGGAGCGCUGCUCGGACACAAGCCACACGGAUGAGCAGCUGCUGCUGCUGCUCGUCUCUUUCCGUUACGUACCGUGGCUGGUUCUGGCGUGCCCACUUCGACUCAGCGCCUACACUGACGGGAUUUGCACGAGAAGCAACUUUUCUUUUUGGUGCCUUUCCGUUCCGCCCCCUGCUUAUGUACUGUGCUUCGCGCUCAGAAGUAGCUGCAUGUCUCUAAGUGGCCUCACAAGUGUGCGUCGUCCCUCGUCGUGUCUGGUAUCGGUUGCCUGCAGGCAUAGCUGUUCAGCUGAGUCACUACACGUGUCACCCACUAACUGGGGGACAAGGACAUCACGUGAAUCACUUUUCCACUCUGACGUGCAAGUGAAAGCGUUCGCAUAAGCUUCAUGCGGCAGCAGUACGCCAGAGGGCAUGUUUCGCCAACUCCGCGCUGGUUUUUUGCGGAAGUAUCUAUUUUUCUAGUUUUGGCCAAAUUCGGCCAUUUUGAAUCUCUAUGACCGAGCUUCCUGUUGUGAAUUGGCUUAGACUCUGCGCUGGCUUGAGCUGAGCCCUGAAGGUAUUUAGCGAGGAAUAUAUUUAUAUUUUAUUGCAUCUCAACCACCUGUUCUCCGUGUCCUUACGUGUGGCCCAAUGGAUAAACCCGCUUGCACCUUAGGCAAGAAUCUGUUCUGAUAGCAUUGUUCUUGUGCAGGACCUUGUAAAAUCAUACCACUUUAUUGAGAAUCAAUCAAUCAGGCAAUCUAGACAUGUAAUUUCUUAGUACUACGCCACAUGCGACAACGUGAUGAUAAAAAAGGCAUGUGCCGGAAGGUAAGCUUCUACAGCUACUGUUCAGUUUUUUUAGUAGUAUGACAAGUUCAGCGUCAUGAUUUCAAUGCGAUGGAGCAAGAUUUCAUGUCUGGCACUAGUGACUGCGAUUUUACUCAUUGUGUCUCGUGAGGUUUUUAGCAUGUGAACAAUCUGACGAUUUGGUGCUGUUAGACGUUCCUUAUUUUAAUUUAUUAACUGCGAACGGAGAUUUCCUGUAACACUUAUUGUGUACCCACACGUGGUGUUGCGCAGUCAUUGAUGUUAUAUCGCAACACUCCUCAUCGUUUUAUCCAGUUACUUUUACGCACACUUGAUUUUAAUAAAGUUUAUUUUUAUUCACAA